Doryrhamphus excisus (bluestripe pipefish) is the source of this 4545-nucleotide messenger RNA. Lineage: Eukaryota; Metazoa; Chordata; Actinopteri; Syngnathiformes; Syngnathidae. The record is from RefSeq and is a predicted model, not a curated record.
CCUAAUUAAACAUAGCUAAACGGGCCUGCACACAAAGCAUUGCUGUGUUAUUUGUGUGCUAGGUAUCUUUUGCUGAGUUGAAAGUAAAUGUUUUUGUGACCAAAAUAUCGUAUACGUAACCCAAGCUAAUGCUACCGUGCUAGCUAAUAGCUAAUCACGUCAGUCGACAUUGAGCGCAGUUCUUUGAUUGACUACAGGUGGAGUACAGUAUUGAAAAACAUUCAACUAAUACGACAGUGUAAAAGUGUAUGUGGUCUUUUAAUUUAGCCAGUGGAAUUAUACAUAUAACAUAUGUUGCUCAAAGCUGGAUACAAGUUAUUUGGUGUAUUUUCGCUACUUUACCAUAGAGGAAGCUAGCGCCUCAGUGCUCACAGCGGGAAUCGAACAGCUCGACAACAAUGACGGCUCAGGUGCUCCACCUCCACGGACAGCCACAUUCUCCCCACAGUCUCCAUAAAUUACAGAUAUUUGUCAAAGUUUUGCUCCUGGAAGCCGCUAGGAACAAGCUGGAAAAAGAGCUUCGAAUUGUCACCAACAAGGCAUAUGAAGAAGUUGAAGGUUUCUUGAUGUCAUCUUUUUCAGCAAGUGUCUUCAAUGAUCUUUUACACAUGCUUGAUGAGAGAUGUCAAACUAUAGACAAGCUCUCAUCUCUUUUUCAGGACCUGUCACUGCAGCCGCAAGCCCAUCUGAUGCCUUUCCACAAAAAUGGAGUGAGGCGACACCAAGGUCAGCUACUGAGCUUGAAAGGGAUCCUUUACGCUGAUGCGCUCAGGUUUGGGCCUCUAUUGCAGACCUUUAUUAUGGCCACGUCCAUAUCCAAAGCAGUCCAGGUGCUUGGAGCCACCCGAAGCCUACAAGAGUUGACAGGAUUACUCAUUGCCCUGCCCGCAGCAGCCCAGGUGGCUAACAUCCCCGAUCAAAACAGCUCUGUUGAGACUGUCAACACGCCAUAUGGCUGUAAGGAUGCAGAACAAGAAGCAGACGUUUUGGAGGAGAAAUGCCAACCGAAGGAUCAGAUUGUUCCUCCUGUCCUCAAUGAGUGCGCUCAGGUAAUCACAAAGACAGCACCGUCAUUCAUUUGGGGACGUGAAGAUGAUGGGCGCAGACAACAAACAUCUGACCAGGUGCUGCACCUCCUAAGAGCAUACUCUAAAACUGUAGGGGUGCUGGAGGUCUCUGUAAUGGAGCAGACUGAGCACUCUUCACAGGUCUCGUUGCCCACCAUGGAAACGCGGCUUUCUCCUAUCAGACAGAUGUCACAUGGUCAAGUCAACGCCUCACUUCCAAAAACAUUGCUUGCAGAAACAGUAAAUCAAGCUCCUGUUUUCAGAGUGAAACGGGUCGAGUCAGAUGGCUCGCUCACGUACACGUGUAUGAUUGCAACUGAGACUGAAUUGUGGGAUUUUGGAGACAUCAGCGCAGAGGCGGCACAGGGGAAAGCCAACAACUCUUCUGACAACAAAGACCACAAAGGCACAAAGUCCGAGGAAGAGAAAGCCUGCAAAAUUAAAACCCAAACACUCCAUUGCACAAAUUCUGAAAACGACAAUGAUUCCACAAGAAAGGCCCGAAGCAAUGCUUUCACCAUUCCCAAGUUCCAGGUGCGAAGGUUUGAGGAACAUGAGGUUGUUGUAUCCCACAUUGUGAGUCCGAGCAACUUCUACAUCCAGCACGCUGACUCCCUCGCCAAACUGCAGGCUCUUGUUACUAACAGCUGUGAAGCCAGUAGUUCAUAUGCUGAGCAGAACUGCAUUCCAGACAUCGGAGCCCAUGUAAUCGCCUGGUUACCUAGGCAAGAACAAUGGUGCAGGGCUCAGGUGACAAAGAUAUGUGGCAUGAGCAAAGAUGAAAUAACUGAUGGAGCCAAGGGUGAGACCUCUAUCAAAGUGGAGAUAAGGAGGUUAGAUCAUGGCGACACCGCCUGUGUGUCGCUGUGUAAUAUCAAUGAGAUGAGUCCAGAAAUGGCCGACUUACCACUGCAGUCGAUGCAAGUUUCACUGGCUAAUGUGAGUCCUGCAAAUGAAUCAGACUGGUCUGACGAUGCAGUGGAGUGGUUCAGAGCCAUGGUGCACGACCGGAUCUUCUACGCCAGAAUUUACACACAAGGGCCCUGUGUGACUGUUGAGCUUUUCUUGGAAAAGGGGAAGCUUGGAGCUAUGAGGCGAGGCCCCCCAUUGUCUUUGCGACUGGCCCAAAAUGGACAUGCCAAACACAGCCAACUGAAGAAUUUCAGUUUAGCCAGGAAAAAAGGCAAUCAGGUCCAACUGAAGCAUAAACAAGACACAGAAUGGGAGAAGUACCUCAUUUCACGCUACACUCGGAAUUGGUCAGUAUGGGGACGUUUGGAUGUGGCGCUGCUUACGCCGCUUGCACGGCCGGCUAAUCCUGCCCUGGAGUCGAAAAUGAACUGGGGGUCCUUCUAUGCCGUGAUCAGCGGCAUAAACCGGCACUCAACAGGCAUCGGACGUAUUUGGCUCUCCGUCAUCUUCAUUUUCCGCAUCUUCGUCCUGGUGGUUGCGGCGGAGAGCGUUUGGGGAGACGAGAAAUCCGGCUUCACCUGCAACACCCAGCAACCCGGCUGCAACAGCGUCUGCUACGACCAGUUCUUCCCCAUCUCGCACAUCCGCUUGUGGUCUCUGCAACUCAUCCUGGUCUCCACGCCUGCUCUCCUGGUGGGCAUGCAUGUUGCCCAUCGCCGCCACAUUGAUAAGAAGACCCUAAAACGGGCAGGGCGGAACAGCCCGAAAGAACUAGAGCAUAUCAAGAACCAGAAGUUUCGAAUCACCGGAGCACUUUGGUGGACCUACAUGAUCAGCAUCAUCUUCCGAAUCAUCUUUGAGGUUGCUUUUCUCUACAUAUUCUACAUGAUCUACCCAGGUUUUAGGAUGGUACGCUUGGUGAAGUGUGACUCGUACCCGUGCCCCAACACCGUGGACUGCUUUGUGUCCAGACCCACAGAGAAAACCAUCUUCACUGUCUUCAUGCUGGCGGUGUCCGGAGUGUGCGUGCUUCUCAACUUGGCCGAGGUGGUGUACCUCAUCGGUCGGGCAUGCAAACGCUGCCUUCGCCGUUCUGAGGAAGAAUCCAAAGUUGACUGGAUGAGUCAGAAAUUGUCUACGUAUAAAAUGCGAUCAAUCAGCUGAUAGAAACUACUAAAAAUCCGCAGAGCAUGUGACUCUGUAUUUGUACUACACUAUUAUUUAUAUCAUGUCAAAUAAUGUAUUAUAUUUACUUUUACUUAUGUUUUAACUGUGUAUAAACGAAUGAAUGUUGUAUUUUAACGUAUCUUUUACUCUGUUUACUUGUUUUUUAUUCGACUCAAUUUUUCUUUAAAGGGUCUUUGAGUAUUUUGAAAAGCGCUAUACAAAUAUUAUUAUUAUUAUUAUAUAUACGCUACACAUUUAUUCAACCGUUUUUUCUCGUCAGUUAUUAACUGACACAAGCUGUAUCUGCUAUUGAAUCUUGAGGACAUACUUGGGAUUCACGUACUUUAAAUUAUUAAAAUACCACAAUACCGGUAUCUAUUUGAGAAAAUAUAUCUACAGUAAACCUCGGAUAUAUCGGACUCGGAUAUAUCGGAAAUUCGCUCACAACGGACAGAUAAAAAAGAAGCAAUUUUUCUGUAAUGCAUUUCCAAUAAAAAUUCAUUGCAUAUAUCGGAUUUUUUUAUAACGGAUUUCGCCUAUUUCGGACAAAAUCUCCAGUCCCGUUCCAAUGCAUUUCCAUUAAAUUUCCCUCGCAUAUAUCGGAUGGCCGCAUCGUGGCACUCCAAUUCGCCGAAUCGUGACAGGCCGCUAUACAACGUCAUUUGCAGCGUUUGCAGCGUUGCCUGCGCGUCCAGGUACAUUGGAAACAUAGUCAAGGAAGUGCCUUUUUAUAACGGAGAAAAUCCGAUUUACGCAUAUACCGGAUAUAAAUCCGAUAUAUGCGUAAAACGGACAUUUUCCGGUAUACGCAUAUAACGGAUUUCGCUUAUAUCGGACAAAACCAGUGGGAACAAUUGAAUCCGAUAUAUCCGAGGUUUACUGUACUUUUAAAUGGUUUUACUGUUUAAAACAUCAGUUCAGUGUGUUUAAACUAAAAAAAGCAUAUAGAAAUUGAACACUUCAUUAAACACAUUUUAAUGAUACUUUUUAUUUUAACUAUUCAAGAGACUUUUCCUUUAUGGUACACUGGUGAUCAUGUGCAGUUGUGUUAAAAAAAUAUAAAUACAUAAGUGUGCUUUUGAGGAAUAUUUACUCGGUUUGACUCUGAGUGGUGCGAUCCUACUGUAAUGAUUUAAUAAUGUGCUAAACACCGUAAAGCGCUUCUGACAUAUUGUAUGUGUUUGCGUGUUGUAAAACUAUGUUAACUAUGCAUAGAUGCAUAUUUCAAUAGCCGUUCAUGCAAAGUAAAUAUGAUCCGCAUCUGUCCAUUAUUCAACAUGGGUGCUAUGUUUCAUAUGUUUCAACUCAAAUGCUGACUUUUCUGAAUAGUACAUGUACUAUGUACUGUACAUGCAUUAUCUGCAUGAUUUUAAAAGGUUACUAAAAUUAAUAUACUGUA